Schizophyllum commune H4-8 is the source of this 1680-nucleotide messenger RNA. RefSeq lists its product as uncharacterized. The coding region runs from base 1 to 1680 and encodes 559 amino acids. The transcript has 4 exons. The record is from RefSeq and is a predicted model, not a curated record. Lineage: Eukaryota; Fungi; Basidiomycota; Agaricomycetes; Agaricales; Schizophyllaceae.
AUGGUGGUGCAGAACCUAGGCACCCCAUGGCAGCGCGUCGUUCUCUCCGUUUGUCGCUCCUUGCACGACAUCGCGCUCCGUUGCCUGUUCUCCUCAAUCAAAGUCUACUUCUUCACCGAAGACCUGGCCAAAGACCUUACAAACAACACCGAACGAUAUGAGAUUCUGGAGGCUCUGGCUACACGUUCCUAUGAGCUGUUAGAACGCUGCUGUGUGGAUCCCACGUUUGCUAGCAUCGUGAGAGACUUGACUGUAGUCGAGUAUAUGGAGCGCUCGACCUUGGGCGUCUUUGAGAAGAAAACUUUGACGAGGGCUCUGAAGGCGACGCAGUCCCUUCGCACGCUGACCUUCAUACCGCACGGAGUCCUUGAUACCGUACGGCUGUGCGAGUACAUCCCGCCGAGCGUGGAGAAUCUUACUCUGCCCUACGCCCACUGUCCCGACGCGCUGUACUCCACCAUCGAAUACGUCAAGAGCUACACCAACGUCCUACUCGUGCCAUACGUAGGAGAGAAUGGCACUGACGUCAACGAAAUCAUCGGCUCUUCCUGGGGCUGGGUAGACAACAUCCCCUUCAACCACCUCGAGUUUGCCGAUAACAUCCGCCACGUCACCUCGCGAGCGGAAGAGUUCAAAGACAUCCCCAUCCGUAUCCUCGACCAGCUCGUCAGUCUCGAGCUCUGCUUCGACACGUGCACGAACUGGAGUCGGGCGCCGGACUUGGCGUUCAUCCUGCGGCACGCGACGGUGCUGCAGGACCUGCGCCUGAGCGCGGAUGUCCGGCCGACCGUAAUGCACGCUCUGCCAGACUACUCCGCCGACCCGCGCUGCGUACCCUCUCUGCGCUCGUUCGCCGUCCAUACCGUGCCAUGCAGAUUCAUCUUUGCGACUUUCAAAGAAAAGCAUAUGGGAUAUAUAACCCGCUUUCUUUCUGGGCGGGCCACGCUUACACGGCUAUUCCUGGGCAUUGACAAUAUUCCCAAUAAACGCUCUUGGCUGCCGAGAGUGCUGCCCGACCUUCUUCGCAGCCUCCCCGCGCUGCGCGUGCUUGGACUCGGUGAAAUCGCCCUGCGGCAAGAUGGCUGGGAGCGCGUUGCCGAUGCCUUGCCUCUCGAGCUGGAAGCUCUCGCCGUCUGUUGGGGUACUCGACAUCAAGACCCUGAAAAUCCUUUGAACGAUGUUUCGACUUUCGAACUGCCGUACCUCCAUCCGAUGCUCGACCGCCUCGAACAUAUGCCCCGCCUCGCCUUCCUCCACCUCUUCUGCAAGGACUCCACCAUCAAGUUCGAUCCCGAGCAGCUCGUGCAGAGUCUGCCUGCGCUGCGCACGCUCGCCCUGCGACGGUCGGUGUGGGAUGUCGAGCGCGUGCAGGCUUUGGAGGACUAUCCGACGGGGGAAAGUGAUGCGAUCUUUGCGGAGGGCGUGCUCAGUCCGACGGUUAUAAGGACUGCGCUGGCCCCAGUGAUUAGGGAGGCGGAACUGCCCACGGAGGCGGAGGUCACACCGACAGGUGAAGGGACUGAGCUCCAUGGAAUGCCGCCGCAAACGCGCGACUCCCCGUACGCGAUACUGGUGAAAUGGAACCCAUGGAAGGUGCGCGCGUUUGGAGAGGCGGAUUUCAGUAGCUCGGACCACGCGUGGUUGUUCAGGAUGAGUAUAUUGGCGAUUUAUACGGUGUAG